Molecule: messenger RNA, 1470 nt
Organism: Fusarium graminearum PH-1
Lineage: Eukaryota; Fungi; Ascomycota; Sordariomycetes; Hypocreales; Nectriaceae
Exons: 7
Coding region: 129-992 (287 amino acids)
Biological process (GO): endoplasmic reticulum membrane organization
Cellular component (GO): plasma membrane; endoplasmic reticulum membrane
Molecular function (GO): FFAT motif binding
Source: RefSeq, a predicted model, not a curated record
AGCCAUAUCUGCCGUUGCCACGUUUCCACUUUACCACCAACAACAACAGCAAAUACUCAUCUUAUCCGUCGCGCGACACCGCAAUCCGACCUCUACCUCCUCUACUUGUAUUACGAUAACCACUCAACAUGUCGGUCGAUAUUGAGCCCUUCGAGCUUUCCUUCAAGCGCCCCUUCACUACCGAGGUCUCCCAAAUCUUGACUCUCAAGAACCCAAAUCACACCCCCGUUGCCUUCAAGGUCAAGACUACCGCCCCCAAACAAUACUGUGUCCGACCGAAUGCAGGCCGCAUCGAGGCCGGUCAGAGCUUCGAUGUCUCUGUUUUGCUCCAGGCCAUGAAGGCUGACCCUGCUCCCGACGCCCGAUGCCGUGACAAGUUCCUGGUCCAGUCUACGGCCAUUACCGCCGAUAAGGAGUUCGCCAAUCACGCCUCCGUGCUCGAGACAACGGACAAGGCCUCGCUUGUAGAGCGCAAGAUUCGAGUUAACUGGUUGCCGGCUGGCUCCGCCGAGGCUCCUCACCGACCAAUUUCUACUCCCAACAAGCAAGGCAUUGCUAAUGGCGCCAACGAUACUCCCGACGUUUCUCGCACUUACUCUUCUCCUGGCGCCCGGGAUGACUCGCCUUCCUCCUCCGCACCACCUCCCUACCACUCUCCUCAAGAGCAGUAUGAGGAGCACAGGCCUAAAUCCAUGCAGUCCGACUUCGAAGUUAAGAGCGCUAUGUCCCAGGCCGCAACAUCUAUCAAGGAGACUGCCGAGCUGACCUACGAGGAGCUCAAGGCUAAGCUUGCCCAGGCUGAGCAGCAGCUCGUCGCUCUUAAGGAUAGCGGUCUCCGUCAGCGUAACGUCAAGUCCGAUUCCAACGACGAUGAGAAGCGGCCCGUGGCCCAAACUGCCCAAGCUAUUCAGCAAACCGUCGAGGGUGUGCCAGUCCAGAUGGCUGCCAUCCUCUGCUUGGUCAGCUUCCUGCUCGCUUAUUUCUUCUUCUAGACAUAAGAAGAAAGCAACCCAGGAUCUUUUAUCAAGAAACUAAUAGACAGGCCUGAUGACGCUUAUGAUAACUCCACUGGGAAGCAUGGAAUUCCCAGGUGCAUAUAUCUUUUCAAAGUACGACAGAGGCAAAGCCUGGAAAGCAUAUCAUAUGAUGGGCGGAGCGCGGCGGCGUUUACAGGCCGAUAUCUCACCGAAGCGACUGGAUCAUGGAGCGACUGGGAGCCUUCACCCCAAACACCAGCGAGAAAGACUAUUUCGUAAUGAGUUUGGCCGAGCAGCUGCAAUUGGGAGACGGGCGAUGUGACGGUGUUGGAAAAGCGAUGGGUAAAGGAGAAGGGGGCUUCCCACGCGGCGACUUUGACUGACUGUAUACUCUUAACUUGAGUCCUUCUCGACUCGUAUUUUCUUGUGUUUUGUUAUCCUGCUGUAUUGCGCUUACUGAGAACUUUGGCGUUCUAAUUUAUUAUGUCACUAC